Pseudopipra pipra is the source of this 4410-nucleotide messenger RNA. RefSeq lists its product as uncharacterized. Lineage: Eukaryota; Metazoa; Chordata; Aves; Passeriformes; Pipridae. Gene Ontology annotation, molecular function: nucleic acid binding; protein binding; RNA-DNA hybrid ribonuclease activity. The transcript has 3 exons. Bases 1 to 4410 code for a protein of 1469 amino acids. Gene Ontology annotation, biological process: virion assembly. The record is from RefSeq and is a predicted model, not a curated record.
AUGUUUUUCACGCUCAGGAAUAAGCCUGAGUGGCAGAGAGAAUGCGGAGUAAAUGUUGCACCGCAGGACCCCUUGGUUUUAGCUUUGGAAAAGGAUAAGAAAAAUUUGAAACCAAAGGGACGUUGUUGUGAUGCUUGUAGUAUCGGACAACAGUGUCUUAAAUUAAAAAGAAGGGACAGUGAAGAAGAAAGUAGAAUAAGUUUAUGGGAGUACCAACCAUAUGCUCCAGGAUACGGGAUACCACGACCAAAGCGGAGAGAAGGUGAAGGAGACACUAGCCUAUUAGGGGAUAUUUCGCUAGAGCUAGGAAGAUCCAGGACCGGAGCUAGUCCUCAAAAAUCAAAAGACAGUUGGGAAGAAAGUAGCCCAUCAAAAUCGGAGAGCCCCCAAGGAGAAAGCAGCUCGCAGGGACUGAGUAGUCCACAAGGGUCAGAAAGUUACAGAGAAGAAAGUUACAGAGAGGAAGAGGUCGAUAAGGGAAAAAGUAGCCUGAUGAGACCGGAGGGUCACGGGGAAGAGAGUAGUCCGCCUAAACCAAAAGACGACAGGAAUAGAGAUACCAGUACACCGAGAAAAGAAGACAGUGUCUACAGAGUGGAAACUAGUACACCAAGAGAUGCUAGUCAUGAGAAUGAAAGUAGCCCACCAAGACUAAGAGGUAACGAAAAAGAGGGCGAUUCCCCCAAGGGAGGAUGUAGUGGUAUUAUUAUUCAAGGGGAAAAGGAAGACAACACCCAAAGGUUAAACAUAGUGAUUCAAAUAGAUGAUAAGAGAGAUACCAGAGGGACAGAAGAAGGGGAAGAGAGCAGCCCCGGGCAGGCUGAGCGCCGACAGCGUCUCCUCCAAACCCAGAGAGAGAAGCGACUGGACUGUGUGAAUCAUGCUAGAGGGUUGGCAGAAGAUGACUGGGCAGGAACGGGAAGUGAGGACGAAGAACCGAAACGAGGGAAAAGAAAAGAAAAGAGAAAGAAUAGAACAGACACUAGAACCCAAGAAGAAGACGACCCUGGAGAAGGAACUAGCCACCCACACUACACCAGGUCUAUAGCUCGAAAGGAAGCAAAAGAAAGAAUCGAGAGAAGUUAUACAGUAGCUCCCCUUCGACAGAUAAUGCCCAUUGCAGGAGACCGGGGGCGGGUAAAGGUACCAUUCACAGCAAGUGAUUUGAAUAGUUGGAGAGAAGAAGCCCGGAAUUUUAGGAAGAACCCAGAGGGGGUGGCUAAGAGGUUCGAGUUGAUUGCAAAGAACCUAGAUAUCGACUGGAGUGAUAUAGAAGUAAUGCUGUCAGAAUUAACAGAAACGGAAAAAGAGCUGGUAUUGAAAACAGGAAGAGAUAGUGCCGCCGUAUUGCCCGAAGAAUUGGAAGUUGUAUUCCCAAGUAAAAAUCCAGAGUGGGAUCCAAAUAACCCCAAUCAUUAUGAGCUGCUGGUGCAAUAUAGGAAGCUAAUAGCAUUAGGUCUGCGGAAAGCAAUACCUAAAGCCAUUAACUGGGCAGCUUUGUAUGAUGUUAGACAGGGAAAGGAUGAAAGUCCCUCAGAAUUUCUAGAUAGACUUAGGACUGCCAUGAGACAAUACACACCCUUAGACCCAGCAUCGGAAGAAGGGAGACAACAACUGCUAGGGCUAGUAAUGGGGCAGUGCACUUCAGAUAUUAGAAAGAAACUACAAAAACUUAAACAUCCAGCAAAUAAAGAUCUAGAGACAUUGAUGAAUGAGGCCUGGGAAGUAUACAACAACAGAGAAAAAGAAGAGAAAAAGAGGGAAGAUAAAAGAGUUGCUCGGAUCGUAGCAGUAGCAGUGGCAGCCCAAAAUACAAAAUUCCAAGACACAAGUGCCAGGGGUAGAGGUCGUGGUUACCCUAUGAGAGGGAGAGGAGGAUUUAGACCCCAACCCAUCAGGGUAAAUGAAGAACAACUGAUUGCAGCUUUAAGUCUGACAAUCAGUUGCAUAGAACCAAAACCUGAGAGUCGUAAUAUCGAGCGAAUUAUGAGCGAGGCAUACCCAUUGGUAUGGGCCACUGAUGUACCUGGGAAAUCCAAACAAGCAACACCUAUUGCUAUUGAACUUAUACCUGGAGCAAGACCAGUAGUAAGAAAGCAGUAUCCCCUGAGAUUAGAAGACAGGAAAGGGGUCGAACCCAUAAUUGAGAAAUUCCUGGAAUUAGGACUAUUAGUGGAAUGUGAAUCAGAUUAUAACACACCGAUCCUGCCAGUGAAGAAAUCAAAUGGAACUUAUAGACUGGUUCAAGAUUUGAGAGCUGUGAAUGCAAUAACUAAAACUCUACACCCAGUGGUGGCAAACCCUUAUACCCUCUUGACUAAGCUAAAGGACAAUUUAAUUUGGUUCACAGUGUUAGAUCUAAAAGAUGCAUUCUUUUGCCUUCCCUUAGCCCCAGAAAGCCAAAAGAUUUUUGCCUUUGAAUGGGAAUCUGUGAGUAAAGGGAGGAAGACCCAAUUAACCUGGACAGUGUUACCUCAAGGCUACAAAAACAGUCCGACAAUCUUUGGGAAUCAAUUAGCCAAAGAAUUGGAACAAUGGGAAAGGCCACAGGGGGAUGGUACUCUUCUGCAAUACGUGGAUGAUCUGUUGAUUGCAACUGAGUCAGAAGAAGAGUGUGUUAAAUGGACUAUUUCUUUGUUGAAUUUCUUGGGACUAAGUGGAUAUCGAGUCUCUCAACAGAAAGCGCAAUUGGUGCAAGAAAAGGUAGUAUACCUGGGAUAUGAGAUCUCCAGAGGACAACGAUCCCUAGGAACAGCGAGGAAAGAAGCCAUUUGCCAGAUGCCCAGACCAGAAACGGUGAGAGAUCUACGAGCCUUUCUGGGAAUGACAGGUUGGUGUCGCUUAUGGAUCUACCAAUAUGGGGUACUCGCCAAGCCAUUGUAUGAUUUAUUAAAAGAAGCUAAGAGUAUCCUAGUUUGGACUCCCGAAGCAGAGGGAGCUUUUAAGAGACUGAAACAAGAACUCAUGAGAGCCCCGGCUUUGGGCCUCCCUGAUGUAACAAAAUCAUUCUGGCUGUUCUCUCAUGAACGGCAAGGGAUGGCUUUAGGAGUCUUGGCGCAACAGUUGGGACCACACAAAAGAGCUGUGGCCUAUUUCUCCAAACAGCUGGAUGAAGUAAGCAAAGGAUGGCCCAGCUGUUUGAAAGCGGUGGCCGCAGUAAUCAUAAACAUAGAAGAGGCCAGAAAACUCACGAUGGGCCAGAAAAUGACUGUAUUAGUGUCCCACACUGUGUCUGCUGUACUAGAACAAAAGGGUGGCCAUUGGUUGUCACCUUCCAGAUUUCUAAAGUACCAAGCAAUCCUAGCUGAAUCAGAUGACGUAACUAUUCAAGUAACUAACAUUGUGAAUCCAGCCUCAUUUCUAGAAGGAAAAAUGUCAGCAGAACCAAUAGAGCAUGACUGCCUAGAAACCAUCGAAGCAGUCUACUCCAGCCGCCCGGAUCUCAAAGAAGAGCCAUUUGAAGAUGCAGACAACUGGUUCUCGGACGGCAGCAGCUUCGUGAAGCAAGGAGUAAGAAUGGCAGGCUAUGCAGUAACCACAACGGAAGAGGUAAUCGAAUCAAAUCCUUUACCUGCAGGGACCUCAGCCCAAAAGGCAGAAUUAAUAGCUCUUACCCGAGCCCUGGAAUUGGCAGAAGGCAUACGAAUUAACAUCUGGACGGACUCUAAGUAUGCCUUCUCCGUCGUACAUGCUCAUGGAGCAAUUUGGAAAGAAAGGGGACUGCUAACCGCCCAAGGGAAAACAGUCAAACACGCAGAAGAAAUUCUACGAUUGUUAGAAGCAGUCCAACUCCCAGCACAAGUGGCCAUAAUGCAUUGCAAAGGACACCUAAAAGGUAACACUGUUCCAGAGAUAGGAAAUAGGAAAGCUGAUGCAGAAGCUAAAUUAGCUGCUGCAAGAACCAAGGAAGUGGUUAUAACAGCUCUAAUACCAGAAGAGCUAAAUACCGACUUCCAACCAGAUUACCAGGACUCAGAUCACAGGUGGAUUCAAAAGAACAAGGGCAAAUUAUUAGACAAUGGAUGGGGUCAAUUAGAAACAGGACAAUUAAUAAUACCAGAGAAGUUAAUGUGGCAAUUUGUGAAAACAGAACAUGAGAAAACACAUUGGAGUUUAGACCCGCUUUACCAGUAUUUGCAAACUAGAAUAGCAGGGCCAAAAUUAUUUACUACUGUAAAACAAGUAACAACCCAAUGCGAACGAUGCCUGAAGAAUAACCCAAAUACAGGAACCAAGAUACAUCAGGGAGCAAUAAAUCGAGGAAAACCCCUACAAGAAAAGUGGGAGGGACCUUUCCAAGUGCUGCUGACCACCUUCACCGCGGUUAGGAUCAAGGAGCGACCUACAUGGAUUCACUACUCUCGAGUCAAGAAAGCUCCAGAAGAUAAGCAAGAAAACUCCACAUCAUGA